Molecule: messenger RNA, 1835 nt
Organism: Pyrus x bretschneideri (Chinese white pear)
Lineage: Eukaryota; Viridiplantae; Streptophyta; Magnoliopsida; Rosales; Rosaceae
Product: probable arabinosyltransferase ARAD1
Exons: 9
Coding region: 111-1616 (501 amino acids)
Molecular function (GO): glycosyltransferase activity
Source: RefSeq, a predicted model, not a curated record
AAUUUAAUUUGGAGUUGCAGCAUCGCAUCGUCCUUGGAGAUGAACAAAACAACGAGGAGUUAAGUAGAAGAAUAAUAGGGCAGAGAGAGUAGAGAGUGCCUGCGAAGCAAAUGGCGAGAUCCAAAUCCCCAGUACUUCUCUUAUUUCUGCCUCUCCUCGCCCUCUCCCUCAUCUUCCUACUCUUCUCCUUCCACAGCCCCUCCCCCUCCGAAUCCUCCGCCAUUCUCCACUCAUACCAGCCCAUUUACAAACCCGAAACCUCCUUCAUCGCCUCCCUCGAGCGCUUCCUCCUCGCCCACAAAUCCCGCCCUCCCAAGCCCCGCGAUGACACUGUCCUCACCACUCCCACCCAAUCCCAACUCACGCACCUGGACGAUCUGGUCUUCCAGAGCGACAGCCACAGGUUGUACGCCGAUCCGUACUACCCGCUCAGCUUGCCGAUUAGGGUUUACGUGUACGACAUGCCCAGCAAGUUCACCUACGAUCUCCUCUGGCUCUUCCGAAACUCUUACAAGGAGACCUUCAAUCUCACCUCUAAUGGCAGCCCAGUCCACCGCCUCAUCGAGCAGCAUUCAGUCGAUUACUGGCUGUGGGCGGAUUUGAUAGCUCCGGAGUCGGAAAGGCUGUUGAAAAGCGUAGUGAGAGUGCAUAGGCAGGAGGAGGCAGACCUCUUCUACAUCCCAUUCCUCACCACCAUCAGCUUCUUCUUACUGGAGAAGCAGCAAUGCAAAGCACUUUAUAGGGAAGUCGUCAAGUGGGUUACCGAUCAGCCUGCCUGGAACCGAUCCCAAGGACAUGAUCACAUUCUUCCUGUUCACCAUCCCUGGUCUUUUAAGUCUGUUCGCCGUCUCAUGAAAAAUGCAAUUUGGUUGCUUCCUGAUAUGGACUCCACUGGCAACUGGUACAAACCUGGACAAGUCUAUCUGGAGAAAGAUCUAAUUCUUCCUUAUGUUGCCAAUGUUGAUUUUUGUGAUGCAAGAUGCAUAUCCGAGACUCGAUCCAAGAGAACAACUUUGCUCUUUUUUCGCGGUCGGCUUAAAAGAAAUGCUGGAGGGAAGAUACGCUCACAACUUGUAGCAGAACUAAAUGGUGCUGAGGGUGUAGCUAUAGAGGAAGGGACAGCAGGAGAGACAGGAAAGGCAGCAGCUCAGAAUGGAAUGCGCAAGUCUGUCUUUUGCUUAAGUCCCGCUGGUGAUACUCCAUCCUCCGCUAGAUUGUUCGAUGCCAUUGUUAGUGGUUGCAUACCAGUCAUAGUUAGUGAUGAACUGGAACUUCCUUUUGAAGGGUUACUAGAUUAUAGGAAGAUAGCUUUAUUUAUUUCUUCUAGUGACGCUGUACGACCAGGUUGGCUUGUAACAUAUCUUAGAAACAUUAGCCAUGCUCAAAUAGAGGAACUGCGUCAGAAUCUUGCCAAGUACUCAAGACAUUUCCUCUACUCCAGUCCAGCCCAGCCCUUGGGUCCGGAAGACUUGGUUUGGAGAAUGAUGGCUGGUAAGUUGGUUAACAUAAAGCUUCACACUCGGAGAUCUCAACGAGUGGUGAAAGAGUCAAGAAGUAUCUGCACUUGUGAGUGCAAGCAUGCCAACUCUACAACCGCAGGUCACUUGCAACUGUAAUUAAUUUCUAGAGUAUUCUUGUGCGGUCUUAUACUUUUGGUUCUUUAUAGUUGAUUUCACAAAGUACACUUGCGCUUUGUAUGCAUAUAAUCGAUUUGAUUCUUCUUUACCCAAUUUAUAUGUUGUAGCAAAGGGCUGCUUGACAAAACAAAAACAGGAUCAUAUGAUUUGUAGUAACUAGCAUGGUAUGGGAUCGGUCAUUGGUGUGUUCUUGCCUUA